Messenger RNA from Fusarium sp. VM40, 2772 nucleotides. Lineage: Eukaryota; Fungi; Ascomycota; Sordariomycetes; Hypocreales; Nectriaceae. The record is from the annotation of a GenBank genome assembly.
AUGAAAACACAUGGCAUGGCUUCACGAUACAGUGGACCUGCUGUUCGACAAGCUUUCACCAUUGCGAUACAACGGUCUGCGCCGCGCCGUACAGCACUUUGCUUUGGUUUGCUCUAUUACAACUUUGGUACCCUCCUCGGUCAGCAACCACAAGGCACCAUCGUUCAGCUCAAACAACGCCCUUCCUCCAGAGCCCCAACGUCCGGUAGUCGUCCAACCGAGACCUCCGCUUCUGGGACAACUUCUUAUAGCGACGAUUCUUCUCAAGAAAACAGUCAGGGCUACAGUUCUGAAGAGGAUCUAUACGACGACGAGGACGACUACGACGAGGACGGUCUUGGCCCGUCUGACUCUGCCUCAACUAGCGAUCACGAGCAGCAUUAUCGUUCUCACCAUCCCCAGCGUCAGCACCAGCUCCCUCACCAGCUUCCGCCCCAGCAUCAAUACCCCCCUCAGCAUCAGCAGCUAGCUCCUCAUCAACCACCACCUCGCCAGCUACCUCCUCACCAGGCCCAUCAAUUGCAGCCUCGACCACCUCGGCAACCAGGUCCCCCUAAGGACCUCUACCAGCCUGGUCCUCCCAAGGAUCUCUAUCAACCUGAAGAGGAUCCUCACCAGUCUUAUCGUCGACCACGGCGCGAGCGUGCAGCGCCGCCCACCGCCAAUCUGGAGGACCCUCGUGGGUAUGGCGCGCCUUAUGGCCGCGGUGCAUAUGGACAUCCGCAGGCCCCGGGGCGCCCAGGUCCGGGUCCGGGUCAAAUGUAUGGCAGAGGCCAGCAGCCCGGCUACCAAAACCAAAUGGCGCCUUAUAUGGGCUACCCUUCUAACAACCAGAUGGUGCCUUUCGGCUAUGGCGACCCAACCAGCCCUUAUGGGGCCCCUGGUUAUGGCGGCGAAGGCAGAGGCAUGUAUGACAUGAUGCCGUAUCAACAGCCGCAUCAACAACCACACCAACAGCAACAAAACGGGUUUUAUGGCGCCAUGCAGCCUCACCAUUACAAUAUGUCGGCUCAUAUGGGCGGGAUGCAGUUGGGACCACUGACAACACCACCACCUCCUCCCCCAACUGAGGCUCCUGCCAAACCUGCCACACCCGCUCCUCCAAAAGAGGACCCGGAUAAGAUUCGAUUGGAGGCCGAGAUUGCUGCCUUCAAGGCAAUGGAAGAGAAAGCCAAGGCUGCCGAAAAGCAAAAGGAAGCCGAGGCGCAGAUUCGAAGAGAGGCGGAGGAAGCCUUCCAACGAAGGAUGGAAGAUAUGAGAAUAGCUCAAGAAGAGGCCAAAAAAGAAAUCGAGAAAGCCAGGCUCGAGGCCGAGAAGCUUGCUAGGGAGAGAAUGGAGGCCGAACGAAAGGCCGAGGAGAAGCGGGCACAAGAGCAUGCUCGGGCUAUGGCGGAAGCCGAAGAGAAGGCUCGUCUCAAAUUCGAAGCCGAGAUGAAGGCUGCCGAAGAUCGGAGAAAGGCUGAGGCUGAGGCUCGCAUACAAGCCGAAGAAGACGCCAGAAAGAAGUUUGAGGCGGCCGCAAAGGCUGCUGAGGAGCAGCGAAAGGCCGAGGCCGCAGCACGCGCGCAAGCCGAGAAAGACGCUCGCGAAAAGUACGAAGCCGAAAUGAAGGCGGCCGCCGAGCAGCGCAAGGCAGAGGCAGACGCAAAGGCAAAGGCCGAAGAGGAAGCCCGUCUGAAGUACGAGGCUGAAUUGAAGGCAGCUGAAGAGCGUGGUAAGAAGGAAGCGGAGGAACGAGUCAGAGCCGAGAGGGAAGCUCGAAUGAAGUUCGAGGCUGAACUAAGAGCUGCAGAGGACAAGCGAAUCAAGGAUGAGGAAGAGAGAAAGCGCGCCGAAGAGCUUGCCCGAGUGCGUUUUGAAAAGGCUUUGCAAGAAGAAGCCGAGGCCAAGGCCGCUGCGGCCAAGAAGGCCCAGGAAGAAGCCGAACGACUCAUGAGAAUCGAGCAGGAGGCUAAAGAAGCUGCUGCGAAGAAGGCUGCGGAAGAAGCAGAGAAGCUCAAGAAACUUGAAGAAGAGACUCGCGCAAAGGCAGAGGCUGAGACGCUCAAGAAGAUUGAGGAGGAAAACAAGAAGGCGGCUGAAGCUGCCGCCGCUGAGGAGGCCGCUAAGAAGGCUGCCGCAGAGCUCAAGACGAAGAUCGAAGAGGAAACAAAGCUCAAGCUCGAAGAAUCUAAGAAGAAGGCCGAGCAGGCUCCGAUCCGAUUCAAGGAUGCUGUUGGUCGAAAGUUCAGCUUCCCAUUCCACCUAUGUGCCACCUGGCAGGGUAUGGAAGACCUCAUUAAGCAAGCUUUCAUGCAAGUGGAUGUCCUAGGCCCUCACGUCAUGGAAGGCCACUACGACCUCAUUGGCCCUGAUGGCGAGAUCAUCUUGCCCUCUGUGUGGGAGAAGGUGGUCCAACCCGACUGGGCCAUUACCAUGACAAUGUGGCCGAUGGAUAAGAUGCCACCCUUGCACUCCAAGAUGGCUGGCGGACCUCAUAUGCACGGCGUGCCCGGCAAACAUCCUAUGCCUCCUCCACGCCCCAUGCCCCAAGGAAUGCGACCUCCAGGUAUGCAAGUCCCUGGUAUGCCCCAGGGGGGAUUUGCACCACCUCCUGGAUGGCCUCAGGGAGCAGGUCCUCGCCCUCCUAUGCCAAUGCCCAACGUUGUCACUGUUGGUCCUGGGCCUGUGAAGUCAAGCAAACACAAGAAGCCAUCUAAGGACCACGGAUCAUCCGUGGCUGGAUUCUUGUUCGGCAAGCCUCCUAAGAAGAAGUCCAGCAGCAAAAAAUGA